This is a messenger RNA of Penicillium odoratum, 489 nucleotides long. Its product is annotated as ribonuclease H2 subunit C. Gene Ontology annotation, cellular component: ribonuclease H2 complex. The transcript has 4 exons. Gene Ontology annotation, biological process: RNA catabolic process. Lineage: Eukaryota; Fungi; Ascomycota; Eurotiomycetes; Eurotiales; Aspergillaceae. The record is from RefSeq and is a predicted model, not a curated record. The coding region runs from base 1 to 489 and encodes 162 amino acids.
AUGCCAGACAUGUACGCCUUCCAAGCAGGCCCUCUGCCCAAAACACACCAAAAAGACGAGUCAUCCACACCCAAACUCACACCGAAUAUCCUUCCUUGCCAAAUCCACCACGACGGCCCCAUUGCAUCCUGCGAUCGCCUCUGGACACCUGUCACAGACGCAAAAGACAACACACAUGAUGCAUACUUCCGAGGGCGCAAACUCCGCGGGCGGCGCGUUGCGAUUCCCGAGGGGUAUCAAGGAAUUGUCGCGGUUUCCACAGAUCGUGUUCUGCCCCAGGCAGACAAGGGCUGUGAGGAUGUUGAGAUCCUCGAGAAUGGACCCGAGGCACCGGUCAAGAUUUUGGAGACACAGGGUACAUUUGACGAGAUGAUUGUAUGGCAACACGAGAUGCUGCCUGCGGCAGAUGAUUUGUUCGUGAAGGGAGUAGAGGAGUGGAUACGAUUUGCGGAGACGAUGCAUGGAACCCCGAUAGAUACUGCGAAAUAG